Messenger RNA from Solanum verrucosum, 552 nucleotides. RefSeq names its product sesquiterpene synthase 9-like. The transcript is spliced from 4 exons. The record is from RefSeq and is a predicted model, not a curated record. Gene Ontology annotation, molecular function: terpene synthase activity; magnesium ion binding. Bases 1 to 552 code for a protein of 183 amino acids. NCBI's taxonomy places the organism in Eukaryota, Viridiplantae, Streptophyta, Magnoliopsida, Solanales, Solanaceae.
AUGCUGACAAAAGUAAUUCAGAUUGACAGCGUCAUUGAUGACACUUUUGAUGCUUAUGCAAACGAACUUGUGCCUUUCACUGAUGCAAUCCAGAGUGAAAUGGAGGAAAUACUGGCCAACGAAUGUAAAUCAGACCGCAUAUAUUAUGCAAAAUAUGAGAUGAAGAAGCUGCAGGUGAGAACCUUUAUGAGGGAUGCCCAAUGGUUGGAUGCUGGCUAUACUCCGAAUUAUGAGGAGUAUAUGAAGAAUGCACUUGUUGAACAACAAAGAGCACAUAUACCUUCAAUUAUUGAAUGCUACAUGAAAAAAUAUGGAGCUUCAAAGGAAGAGACAUACAUUGAGUUUCAGAAGGAAAUCACGAAUGCAUGGAAAGAUAUAAACAACACAUUAAUAUUCCGUCCUACUGAAGUACCAAUGUUUGUCCUCGAACGAAUUUUAAAUUGUGCACGCGUGAUGGACACUCUAUACCAAGAGGGAGAUGGAUACACAAACUCCAGAGGAAAUGUCAAGAGCAUGAUUAACUUGUUGUUGGUUGAAUCUAUCGAUGUGUGA